GGGGCCGCGUCGCCUCGGGGCCUCAAACCUCAGCCGCUCCCUCCUCCGCACUUUGACCUUCCGUUCGGCGGGGCUGUGGCUUAGUGGAGUCUGCAAAGUUGUGAUUUGUUUUCCCUUUCUGCUUCUCUGACACAGACAUCUUCCUCGCGGCAGCUCCCGAACCUGGGAGGCUGGUGGCUCAAAACCGCUCCCGCCAGCUGCUUUUCGGGCGAGGCCAGCCCUGAACUCUGGGAGAGCAGCCAAGUUUAGAGAAAUUAUUCUUAAUUUAGUGUUGUUGCUUGUGGAUUUGAGACUUGGGGAGGUUGAAUGUCACUCCAGUUUCUCAAGUUGCUGCUGAGAGAAGACCUGAGUUCAGAUCACAACGCUGUAUUCAUUACUAAGAAGCCUGUUCAUUUUAACGUUACCUGGAGAUAUUAGGAUGCCUCAUUGAUGGACAUGAACUCCUUCAGCCCUAUGAUGCCAACAUCCCCUUUAUCAAUGAUAAACCAAAUCAAGUUUGAGGAUGAAUCAGAUUUAAAGGAUCUCUUCAUCACAGUUGAUGAACCUGAAAGUCAUGUUACUACAAUAGAAACUUUCAUUACGUAUAGGAUUAUUACUAAGACAUCUCGUGGGGAAUUUGACUCCAGUGAAUUUGAAGUUAGGAGACGAUAUCAAGAUUUCCUUUGGUUGAAGGGAAAACUAGAAGAAGCACACCCCACUCUGAUUAUUCCACCAUUGCCAGAAAAGUUUAUAGUAAAAGGAAUGGUGGAACGCUUUAACGAUGACUUCAUUGAGACACGCAGGAAGGCUUUACAUAAAUUUUUGAACCGAAUUGCUGAUCAUCCAACUUUAACAUUUAAUGAAGACUUCAAAAUUUUUCUCACUGCACAAGCUUGGGAACUCUCUUCUCACAAGAAGCAAGGUCCUGGCUUGCUAAGCAGGAUGGGGCAAACUGUCAGAGCUGUUGCGUCCUCAAUGAGAGGAGUUAAAAACCGCCCAGAGGAGUUCAUGGAAAUGAAUAACUUUAUUGAACUAUUUAGCCAGAAAAUAAAUUUGAUAGAUAAAAUAUCUCAGAGAAUUUAUAAGGAAGAAAGGGAAUAUUUUGAUGAAAUGAAAGAAUAUGGCCCAAUUCAUAUUCUGUGGUCAGCGUCAGAAGAGGAUCUGGUUGAUACUCUAAAGGAUGUUGCCAGCUGCAUUGACAGAUGCUGUAAGGCCACUGAAAAGCGGAUGUCUGGACUCUCAGAGGCCCUGCUUCCUGUUGUACAUGAGUAUGUGCUUUAUAGUGAAAUGUUAAUGGGUGUUAUGAAAAGAAGAGACCAAAUACAAGCAGAACUGGAUUCCAAAGUUGAAGCUUUGACCUAUAAAAAGGCAGAUACUGAUCUGCUUCCAGAGGAGAUUGGAAAACUUGAAGAUAAAGUGGAAUGCGCUAAUAAUGCCCUGAAAGCAGAUUGGGAGAGAUGGAAACAAAAUAUGCAAAAUGAUAUCAAGUUAGCAUUUACAGAUAUGGCUGAGGAGAAUAUCCAUUAUUAUGAACAGUGCCUUGCUACGUGGGAAUCAUUCCUUACAUCACAGACCAACCUUCACUUGGAAGAAGCCUCUGAAGAUAAACCUUAAUCCCAUUGAGGACUUCUGUUUGAUCUUUGGGAGACAGCAUUUAUUAACCAAAGUUAUUCUUUCUGGAUCUGCCGUGUCCUUAUAAAGUGGAUGAAAAAUGUUUCGUACCCAUCUGGAAAACCAACAACUUGAAAUCUCAGGUAUUCCAGGUCACUGACAUGAAUUUGAAGAUAUAUCUAUCUGUAUGGAUAUAUAUCUAUAUGUAUAUAGAUAUAUAAAUACAGAGAGAUAUCUGGCUUGGUUUUAAUUAUGUUCUUAAAUUUGUGUGCCAAUAAUUGCAUAUAGAUUUUUUUUCUUAAAUAUUUGACUGUGGAACAUGCCAUUUUAAAUAUGUUGUAAGGACUGUUUUAAUAAAAAGUUUAGUAUGAA
Messenger RNA from Pan troglodytes (chimpanzee), 1962 nucleotides. RefSeq names its product sorting nexin 7 (gene SNX7). Gene Ontology annotation, cellular component: phagophore assembly site; early endosome. The transcript has 10 exons. Bases 430 to 1593 code for a protein of 387 amino acids. NCBI's taxonomy places the organism in Eukaryota, Metazoa, Chordata, Mammalia, Primates, Hominidae. Gene Ontology annotation, biological process: reticulophagy; endocytic recycling; autophagy of mitochondrion. The record is from RefSeq and is a predicted model, not a curated record. Gene Ontology annotation, molecular function: phosphatidylinositol binding.